ACGUGAGGCGAAGCCGGACCUUUGUUUUAUUUAACAAAAACAAGUGUAAUUUUAGUAAUUUAGUAAUUUGUGACUAGUAGUACUAGUACAGGUUUCUGUAAUUUUUGCUGGGGUGGCGCAGUCCGCCUGUCAAAACCGUCAAACUUGAUGGGCUCUCAAAUUGUUUAACUUUUAAUUAAUUUAGUAAAACAGUGUGAUGGCGGGAGCCAAACUCCAGGACGACAUAAACAAUAUCCCCCUGGCUGACGACGACCCGCAAGUGAUAAUAAACGAUGAGCCCGAGCAAAAUUCCAUUUCGGACGGCAAUUCGUCCAGUAUGAUGCAUGGCAGAAGCAUGGAUUCGAUCCAGUCGACGUUCACAAACGGCAGUUCCAGUCCCCAGCACAACAGUCUGGAGCCGGACACAAGUCCGGACGAGCAGGAGGAGAAGGCGCGCCUGAUAUCGCAAGUCUUGGAGCUGCAGAACACCCUCGACGACUUGUCGCAAAGGGUGGAUAGUGUUAAGGAAGAGAAUCUCAAAUUGCGAUCUGAGAACCAAGUCCUGGGCCAAUAUAUUGAAAACUUGAUGUCUGCUUCUAGUGUUUUUCAAUCGACUUCGCCAAAAAUUAAGAAGAAGUGAAUGGGGGCCCAGCUGAUUAUUGCGUUUUAAAUGUUUUGUGACGUUUAGUUGAGGCGACGCACUUGCUUUCAUCAGACCAGCACCAAGCAUUUAAGCUGUGAUUAUUUCCAAUAUGUUACUUUACACACUGAUCAUGAGCAGAUAAGCCGAGGCGUAAUUUUAUUAAUGUUAUAUGUACUGUAUGAUAUACUAUUUAUAAAUUAUUCUAGUUAAUUGCUUAAUUCAUAGUUUUGUCAUAAAUAAAGUGCUGACUUUGA
Messenger RNA from Tribolium castaneum (red flour beetle), 876 nucleotides. RefSeq lists its product as uncharacterized. The transcript has 2 exons. NCBI's taxonomy places the organism in Eukaryota, Metazoa, Arthropoda, Insecta, Coleoptera, Tenebrionidae. Gene Ontology annotation, cellular component: trans-Golgi network. The record is from RefSeq and is a predicted model, not a curated record. Bases 197 to 619 code for a protein of 140 amino acids.